This is a messenger RNA of Ylistrum balloti, 1324 nucleotides long. RefSeq lists its product as uncharacterized. The coding region runs from base 97 to 765 and encodes 222 amino acids. The transcript has 3 exons. NCBI's taxonomy places the organism in Eukaryota, Metazoa, Mollusca, Bivalvia, Pectinida, Pectinidae. The record is from RefSeq and is a predicted model, not a curated record.
AAUCAAUGUUCAACGUUACGUUCGGUCCUGUCGGUUGUCUUCUGUGGUACAAGAACGAAAAUCUGCUGGUAACUUUCAGUAAUAAGGAGGACCAUCAUGCCAAUAGCGUAUAAGGAUGCGGGAAAAAUACGAGCUCAUAUGGACGACAUUAUUGAAAAUUUCGAUGUUACCGAUUUUCAGAACAAAUUGGUAGGGAAAGGAUUAAAGCUUCCUGAUGUUAGCGUACUUAAUCAGGAGACAGUAAUCCAUAAGAAAAACAGAAAAUGCCUUGAAUAUCUUAUUAAACCUGGAAAUGAAAAUGCAAAUUAUCAAGUGUUAAUUGACCUUCUGAGAGAGUAUAAGUAUACCAAAGUUGUGGAAAAACUCGAAAGUGGACUGCCACCGCAGGAAGCAACAUGUAAAGCAGGCAGUACAGUACAGCGUAUCCAUGUACCGGAAAACAAACGCCAUACAUAUCUGACUGAUAAAUAUCUUGUACAACUGUCCAAACCAGUUUCUGUUAAGGACAAGCUUGAGUGGGCUACAUAUUUAGGUGUACCUCGUCGGGAUGUGGAAGUUAUAGAAAUGGAUGAUCCGUUAAGCACCGACACACAAAUGAUGAAAAUUUUAUUUUGUUGGCGAAACUCUCAGCCAAGACCCGAUUGUACACUUGGUGUACUUAUGGAAAAAUACAAUUUCUCAAUGGACAAUGGCGUAGAUAUAGACACAGAAGCGUUGGAGGGGAUUAUUGAAAAUAUACCAGUAGGACAACAGAAAAGAUACUGAUAACUGGUGGCUGGGAUUGGAGAGGGCCGUCAUCGUUUCUGAGGGAUUUCACGCUCAUGCCAUUUAUCAAUGUAUAAAAACAAAUAAAACCAACUUAAAACGGGGAAUUCCCUCGCAUCAAACAACCAUUUUGACUUUUAGAUAAAUGUUUCGAAAGCUUCUUUGAAUUCUAUUGAGGAGGUCAAUAAGUGUUUGACAGAAUGGUUAAACAGUUGAAUAGUUGUACAUAAACAUUGAACAGUCAUUAUGAAGUGUGACCUUCAAAGGUAACUUAUACCUACAAAUAUGUAUCUUAUUACAACCAACAUUUGUGUCUCUUUUAAGAUCUGUCGGGUUUUUUUGUUUUGUUUUUUGUUUUUUUUUUUUUUUUUUUGCUGUUCAACUGUAAUAAUUUGACCUUUGACGUCUGACCUCGAGCCUGAUUUGCAUACAUUAUAAUUGAUUUAGUAUGUGUUUUCCAUAUAAAGCUAUCGUGACCCUUUGCGUAUAUCAUGAAUACUUAAGUGACACCUUAAACCCAUCGUAAGGAACACUAAAACUUGUAGUGACCAGCGAUCAG